AUGGAGCUAGAGAGGGUUCCAUGGACACACAGACUGUUGCACUGUGGCUACCAGAAUCACAGCUUCACCCCUGAAGAAAAUACAGAAGGGACAUUCCUUAUGAAAAUGAUCAAAUGGCCAAAACCACCCAAACCUGCUGUGCCCUUUCAGAAAAGCAGUGACCCAGCACAUGUCCGCUUUGUAAUUUUAAAUUCUACAAAGACUUUCUACGUUGGGGAUCAGUUACAAGUGAUACUGCAAAUGAUUGAUUUUGAAGGCCACCCAAAGCAAUAUGGGGGUGACUAUCUCCAAGGCCGGAUCCACACCCCAGCUUUAAAAGCUGGUUCAGCAGGAACAGUUAUAGAUAACCAAAAUGGACUUUACUAUAUAAAUUUUAAUUUAUCUUGGCCAGGGAAAGUUGAAGUGUCUGUUUUCCUGGUCCAUCCAAGUGAAGGAAUCCAAGUGCUUGAAAGGCUACGCAAUGAGCGACCAGACAGAGUGUAUUUUAAAAGUGCCUUCAAAUCAGGAAAUUCUUUCCAGACCACUGUAUGUAAUCUUUGUUUGCCUCAAUCUAAACCGCUCUGUGACUUUGGCGAUUACAGGACCGGGGAGCCCUGGUUCUGUUACAAACCAAAGAAGCUUCCCUGCUCUGCUCGUAUCAACCAUAUAAUGGGGGGUUACGAGCAGAACCUCUUAAUUGGAGAAGAAGGACAUUAUUUUCAAAGUGAAGUCAAUGUCAAGAAGCCUAUAUUACCCGAUGGUCCGGGUUAUGUAACUGUGGAGUCUUCAGCUCUAAAAAACACGCAUAAUUCUUCACUCAAGCUCGGGAGUGGGACUUCACCAUCUGGAUUUUAUUAUCAGGACCAGUGGGUGUCAACAACCUGUAACAUUCGGCACUAUAACACUCCUGAAAAUAUCAUGGAUUGUCUCCAUGGGAAAAAGGUUUACAUUUUCGGAGAUUCCACUAUACGGCAGUGGUUUGAAUAUUUGACAGAAUUUGUGCCAGGGCUGAGGAAGUUUGAUCUCGGCAAUUCUAAAAAAACCGGCCCUCAUCUCGCUUUGGAUAUAGACAACAAGAUCAAAGUGGAAUAUUAUGCCCAUGGCACACCCAUCCGAAUCUUACCCAUUUCAAGUCAGGAUCUACCAUAUAUUGCAAAUAAACUGGAUGAGAUUAAAGGAGGAAAGAGCACCAUUAUAGCCCUCACCAUAUGGUGUCAUUUCAACACUUUUCCAGUUGAAUCGUACAUCCGAAGGCUCCAGAACAUCCGCAGGUCAAUUCUACGAUUGCUGGACAGGGGUCCAGACACACUGGUUGUAAUAAAGACUGCCAAUGUCCAGGCCCUUCCACGGGACAUCAGUCUCUAUAACAGUGACUGGUAUUCCUAUCAACUAGAUUUAGUGAUGAGAAAGAUGUUUGAGGGCAUCAACGUGUCAUUUGUGGAUGCCUGGGAGAUGACAAUAGCACAUUAACUGCCUCAUGAAUUACAUCCCCAGCAAGUCAUUAUAAAGAAUGAAGUAGAUGUGUUUCUUUCAUAUGUAUGUUCUUUGGAAAAGAUUCCAUUGGUGACUGUUGCCCUCUGGUCAUUACUGGAUGCGAGCAUAGAAAAUAAAUAUAAUAACCGCAAACAUUUAAGCUGGAUCCUGUUCCUUGGUCAACAUCUCCAGCUCUCAUUGAAGAACAGAUCAAUGAAGAACUAUUGGGAAUGCAAAGAUAAUGGAAAGAGAUACCAACCUUUCGCAUGUGAAGAUAUCAGUAGUCAUUUGGCUGUUGAUGGUUUAAUAACACUGGCAGGUUUACAGGAGCUGGGAAAGAUAUCACAGAACUUUUACAAGACAAAAUUCAGAUGUUGUGGCAGUGGAGGGCAAGGACAUCGAGAGGCAACAUGUUUCCUUAAGGGUUAUGUCCUUACCCAGCCCCCUGCUAGUGAAGAUGGACAGUUUCCACAAGAUAAACUUAUGGUUGUAGUGUUUUUUGCCGAAACCAGGCUCUUGUGGUUUUGGUCACAAAUCCUUACUGACUCCCCUGCCUGGAGUUCUGGUAAAAGCCCAAAAGUCACAUCCUUGUUGAUGAUAUGA
Carcharodon carcharias (great white shark) is the source of this 2055-nucleotide messenger RNA. RefSeq names its product NXPE family member 3-like. The transcript is spliced from 10 exons. The record is from RefSeq and is a predicted model, not a curated record. NCBI's taxonomy places the organism in Eukaryota, Metazoa, Chordata, Chondrichthyes, Lamniformes, Lamnidae.